This is a messenger RNA of Alternaria hordeiaustralica, 1617 nucleotides long. RefSeq lists its product as uncharacterized. The transcript is spliced from 2 exons. Lineage: Eukaryota; Fungi; Ascomycota; Dothideomycetes; Pleosporales; Pleosporaceae. The coding region runs from base 1 to 1617 and encodes 538 amino acids. The record is from RefSeq and is a predicted model, not a curated record.
AUGUCUCGUCUGGAAGCGCUUCCGCAGCACGUCCUUCGCGACAUCCUCCGCUACCUGCUACUUUCCGAUUGCGUUCGCGGCCCACCGAACCGCUAUCUCAUCGAAGACUAUGACUUCCAGGUCGCCGUCCUUCGCACUAGUAAGGCCAUCAAUCAGGAAGCUGCCAAGGUCUUCUAUGGAGACAACAAGUGGAUCAAACUUCACAAUGGCUACGGCACGACGAUCGAAGACGCCCUUCUCAACCAUGAAGUACCCUACUUCAAGUUAGGGACGAAGAAGUUUGACAACCACGUUGCCGAAGUCAAGGUUGAUCCUAACUACCAGCGGAAGGCGACCGGGAAGUAUGGUAAAAAGACGACAGUGGGAGUACUGCUGUUGCAAGACAUGCCAAAGCUUGCUCGCGCUCUGCGUAUCCUGGACUUCGCCAACUUUAUGGGCUAUGACUUCAAGUUCGCACUGCACAAGCCGCCUGGUACUGUCAGCACUCUGGGCAGGGAGGAUCAGGAGAGGUUUGCCCUACCCAUGGGAAAAGUCAGUGGAUUAGCUUUCCGACAGAAGGUCACCUUCACCACUGGGUUCGAUGCUGCCCUUGUCGAGAAAGUCACGCAAACCAUGACACAGGGAGUCGCAUGGCUACGAGCCGUCGCUGUCGAACUCUACGAACUCGCCCUUUCCAUCAAAUGCGUGGGUGACAUGGCGUUCAACACCGGAAACGGCGACAUGGCAUUCGCGAGGUGGCUUGACACCUUCAUGUUCAUCAAGCAUUCAUUGGAGAGGAACGAGAUGAUAGGUGCACGUCUCGAACCAAACUUCCUGUCACCGAUCUAUGCGUUACAGUGCGUCGCCUCGCUUGACAAAUCUAUGCUCAUGUUCUCGAACAUGGCCGCUGGCGAAUUCCGUGGCGAGUUCCGACACGAGUGUAAGGGUGAAACAAAGAAGGUUGGCAAUGCAAAGGAGGCAGAGCUUUGCAAUAAGAUCUCGGGAUACGAGGUAGUCCCUGCUUCUGCUAUCGCUCGCUUCUAUCGCUUCUUGGGUGUCGCCGAGCUUGGCGAAGAUCAUCCUGUCAAAGCAGCGAAAGCUUUCGCCAAGUCCUACAAGAUCAUGUCUCUUACGGGAACCAAGGACGGCUACGACAUCGCGAAGUCAUGGAAAGAACUAACGAAGGCUGAGCAAAAGUUAAGCGUGGUCUCUCUUCAUACCGCUCUCCCCAAGAGGCCGCAUACAAUGCCGGAGUUACAAGUCUGGAAGGGACCUCAAGUCGCGUCAGAGCACUGGGUCAUGCGCGAGCUGGGCUUUGAAGGUGAGAUUCCUUACGCUGACAAGAUUAUCGGUGUAUUCGGACUGUACCCAGCCAAGAACCCGCACCCCAAUCGUUCGCUUCCAGGACCACGAACACUGCGACUUGGAGCCGUGAAGCCAGAAGUACUGAGGAAGGCGGUCGAAGAUGCUCGCGAGCGAGUGAACAUUCCCGGUAUACCAGGCAUUGAGCUGGUCAUGAAGUGGAUUGCACUUGGAACGAAUCAGAUCGGCGAGGAGAGUAUCCAGGAUGAUCCGCAGACUGCAAGGAUGCGGGAGGAGAUGUCUCUUCUUGGUAAUGGAGGCUGUUCAACCCAGUGA